Alexandromys fortis (reed vole) is the source of this 1899-nucleotide messenger RNA. Its product is annotated as zinc finger protein 679-like. The transcript has 6 exons. Bases 59 to 1219 code for a protein of 386 amino acids. Gene Ontology annotation, biological process: regulation of DNA-templated transcription. Lineage: Eukaryota; Metazoa; Chordata; Mammalia; Rodentia; Cricetidae. The record is from RefSeq and is a predicted model, not a curated record.
UUGGAGCUCGCGGGAAACUCGUCUAGCUGGCUGGCGCACCGGUGGAAUUCCAGCAGCCAUGAGCCUCUGGGUGGACAAAUACCGGCCGUGCUACCUCCUCUGGCUGGACUAUCACAAGGAACAGGCGGCGCAGCUGAGCAACCUGAUGGUGAGUGUGCGUGUAACAGGUGAAUGGUGUCUGUUGAUAAUUUUAAACCAAAUUCCUCAAGAAAGCAUCCAGGAGCUACAAGGCCACAUUGUUUUCCCUGAAACAGAAGAGAGGGCUGAUUCUACAGGAAUCUUGACAUUCCAGGAUGUGGCAAUUGAUUUCUCUCCAGAUGAGUGGGACUGCCUCGACUUUGCACAAAGGGCUUUGUACAGGGAAGUCAUGUUGGAGAACUACAGUAACAUGGUCUCUGUGGGUAUUUCAGUGUCAAAACCAGAUCUGAUCAGCUCCCUUGAAGAAAGCAAAGAGCCCUGGAAUGUGACCACAGGAGAGAAAGAAGGCAAUGAAAAAGUUUUCUAUUUUCAUCAAGCACAAGACCUAUUUUCACAGGAGAAUAGACAAGAUCCUAUCCAGAAAUUGAUAUCAGGAAUAGCUCAUAACCAGAAAGAAGAGAAGCAUUAUAUAAGCAAUCAAAAUGAAGAAAGUCAAAACAACUAUAUGGAAUGUGGAAGGUGCUUAUACAGAUGUGUAUGCCUCACUAUGCAUAAGAGAAUUAAUCCCAAAGAGAAGGCAUACAAAUGUAAAGAUUGUGGCAAGUCAUUUAACCAUUAUGCAAAUCUUCAAGCUCACCAGAGAAUCCAUACUGGUGAGAAACCUUACACAUGUCAAGCAUGUCUCAAGUCCUUUACCCAGGUGUCAGACCUUCACAGACAUCACAGAAUCCAUACUGGUGAGAAACCUUACACAUGUCAAGAAUGUGGCAAGUCUUUUGCCCAUGUCUCAACACUGUAUAAUCAUCACAGAACCCAUACUGGUGAGAAACCUUUCAGAUGUCAAGAAUGUGGCAAAUCCUUUACCAGGGCCUCAACUCUUUAUACUCAUCGCAGAAUCCAUACGGGUGAGAAACCUUACACAUGUCAAGCAUGUGGCAAGUCCUUUACCCAGAUCUCAAAUCUUCACAGUCAUCAGAGAACCCAUACUGGUGAGAAACCUUACAGGUGUCAAGCAUGUGGCAAAUCUUUUGCCCAUGUCUCAACACUUCAUAAUCAUUACAGACUUCAUUCUUGUGAGUAACCUUGUAGAUGUCAAAAAUGUGACAAGUCCUUUACCCAGAUCUCAGCUCUUCAUACUUACCAUAGACUCCUUACUGGUGACAAACCUUACAUAUGUAAAGAAUGUGGUAAAUCCUUUAACACAAACUCAAGUCUUAGAAAGCAUAAAAAGAAAGUCAUGUGUGAUGUACAUUUCAUAAUUUUUUAAUAUAUCUCACAUUAAUUUGUUGUACAGAUUCUCAUACAUUAAUCAAGUUAUUGUAGAGACUCGCAUCAUUCAAUUAAUUUUCAAAGCUUAGUCAGUACAUAGACAGCUUUACAGUUCUUAUGAAUUUAGAAACAUUGUAUCCAGAUUUGAACUUCAUUGUCAUCAAGCAUUUGUUGUAAACAGAAUUUAUGCAUCACUGUUGUUAACAUACUAUUCAAGCAUUAACUAUUAUGAAUAAGUAAAUAUUUCUAGUAGGUGUAAAUUAAGCAAUAAGAUUUCUUGACUCUGUGUUAAGGUAAUGUGUUAAAAAACAUCCAGUGUCAUACUAUUUCAGAUUUUGAUGCAUCUUUAAUUUCCUGGCAUAUGCUUGCUUAUGUAAUGAGAUUAUAUCUAUAUAAGCAUUAUUUUCCUAUGAUUUUUGUGAUAUUAAAUAAGUAUCAGCUUGUUUAAAAUUCAGGUCUUCUCAUUCUGUGCAAUAAAACUGUUAAACAUUU